Sander lucioperca (pikeperch) is the source of this 5357-nucleotide messenger RNA. It is a transcript of the gene dlgap2a, whose product is annotated as discs, large (Drosophila) homolog-associated protein 2a. Gene Ontology annotation, biological process: signaling. Gene Ontology annotation, cellular component: postsynaptic specialization; glutamatergic synapse. Bases 532 to 3693 code for a protein of 1053 amino acids. Lineage: Eukaryota; Metazoa; Chordata; Actinopteri; Perciformes; Percidae. The record is from RefSeq and is a predicted model, not a curated record. The transcript has 13 exons. Gene Ontology annotation, molecular function: molecular adaptor activity.
AAACGCUCAGUAAAAGAGAAGUCCAGGAUCCAGACUCCAGUCCCGUAUUUUUGCUCCAACCAUGCUGUUGGAACCAGCAGCAGCAAAUGCCUGUUUUGCCUGCCUCUCCUCUCUCCUCUCCCUCUCUUGCUGCACGCUACUCUGCUCUGCUGCAGUGGAUGGUCCUCACGCUGUGCUCGCAACUCGUCUCAGUGGAGGAGAUCUGAGUCUCUCACUGUCGUUUUCCCACCCUUCUUUUUGUUCAAGCCCUCAUUCUUUUGCCACCCCUCCACCCCUAUACCUAUUGUCAGAGGGUCUGGACAAAUGUGAGGGAAAAGUCAUAGGAUAAACGAGAGAGAAGGGAAAAGCUCAGGAAGUGUUUAAUCCAACAUCUCCUGCACAUAUGACUGUUAUGUUCUGCUGUCUCCCGGUGACAGAGAUGCUUGUGCCCUCAGAAACCACCUGCUUCUAGACUCUGUGCCAGACCAGCAGUAUUCAUGGUCACCCUCGCAGUACUUCGAUGAGGACAGCUACUCCUCUCCACCCAGGAACAUGAAAGGUCUCUCUGGCGGCCGCCCUGCCCAGCUCCAGCUCCAGCUCACCUCUCCCAUCUCAGCACACACCUGUGGCCUGGCUGAAUGCGACCAUGCCCUGGACCAUCAUCUCCACCAUGGCAACUCACGACCCCCCUCCUACCUCCUCAGCCCCACAGAAAGCUGCCCCCUUGAGAGUCACCAUCGUUGCUCCCCACGGAGCUCCAUCCACUCUGAGUGCAUGGUGAUACCGGUGUCCAUGUCGGCCACCGACCACUCCAUCUCUAGUAGCACUUUCCCCCGCAUGCACUACGGCAGUGCUUCGCGGGAAACCGGUGGCAACACUUCUGGCGGCAGGGACUCCCGAGACGACGGUGGCUCAUCCUCGCAUGGUGGGAGCGGCAAAAUGAACCGAAUCCCAGCAAACCUUCUGGACCAAUUUGAGAAGCAGAUGCCGCUGCACCGGGAUGGCUUCCACACACUGCAAUAUCAACGCACCUCCACCACAACCACGACCACAGAGCAGCGCAAUGAAAGCCCCGGGCGAAUACGCCACUUAGUCCACUCGGUACAGAAGCUCUUCACAAAGUCGCACUCUCUAGAAGGUUCCUCCAAGAUGAACGGUACCAAAAGCGACUCCCACCGGGAUAGCGCACACCACCAUCACCACCACCAAGGCCACCACAAACACAGCAAACGCAGCAAGAGCAAAGAACGUAAAUCUGACAGCAGCAGCAAGCAACGCUCGGGAGGUUGGUGGAGUUCGGAUGACAACCUGGAUAGUGACAGCACGUACAGAACACCCAGCGUCAUGUCACGGCAUCCUGUGGACCACAUCAGCCACUGCUACCCUGACUCAAUGCAUGGCCACCUGGCUGGAGACCUGUCGCUAAAGACCUCCAAGAGUAACAAUGAUGUAAAGUGCUCAGCCUGCGAGAGCAUAAGCAUGGCACCAGAGGGAAAGUUCAUGAAGAGGAGCUCCUGGUCAACGCUAACAGUCAGCCAAGCCAAGGAGGCUUACAGGAAGUCCUCACUCAACCUGGAGAAGCCCAUGACACCAACCGACCUGAAGCCCAACGUCAGGCCCUGCCACUAUCUACAGGUGCCCCAGGACGAUUGGGGGGGUUACCCUGGCGGUGGGAAGGAUGACGAGAUCCCCUGUCGUCGGAUGCGGAGCAGCAGCUACGUUAAAGCCAUGGGGGACGAGGAGAGCGGCGAGUCAGACUCCAGUCCCAAGACAUCGCCUCAAAAGUUGGUGCGGCCUGACGCCCUGGUCAAGGCCAUCAUCAGACCAAGGGACUCCCAAAGCUCUUACCGCCUGGAUAAAAUCAACAGUGACAUGCGUAACUACAUCACCAAUUUUGCUGCAGACUUAAGUCAGAGCUACCACUUGCAAGCCGCCAGGGACAUGCACCCAAGCAUUGCCCUGGAUCCCUCAACCAACUACAACUCUCCCAAGUUUCGCUCCAGGAACCAGAGCUACAUGCGGGCAGUCAGCACCCUCAGUCAGGCUAGCUGUGUUAGCCAAGUGAGCCAGGUGAGUGAAACAGAAAUAAAUGGUCAGUUUGAAUCUGUGUGCGAGUCGGUGUUCAGUGAGGUGGAAUCCCAGGCCAUGGAGGCUUUGGACCUGCCCGGCUGCUUCAGAACCCGGAGUCACAGCUACCUGCGAGCCAUCCAGGCCGGCUACUCCCAAGACGAUGACUGCAUCCCCCCCAUGGCCUCCACUGUUACCUCCACCAUCAGGGCUACCACAGGGAUCCAGUUCUGCCUUCCCUCCACCUGCAGCAUUGAUCGGACCCCCCAGCAAACCCCAGCCAUCAACUACACAUCCAACUACAAGAAGGCCCCUCCUCCAGUCCCGCCCCGUACCUCCUCUAAACCCCUCAUCUCCAUUACGGCCCAGAGCAGCACCGAGUCCACCCAGGAUGCCUAUCAUGAGGGGAGGAACCCUCAUGGUGGGAUGUGGGUCCCUGACGGCCUCAGCCUGGGGCUGAACCCAGGCAGGGCCCUCUACAACUCCACGGACAGCCUGGACAGCACCAAAGCUGUGACCAUAGCUAUGGAGGCAGCCGGAGUCAUGGCUGGAAAAAGACACCCGUCCACAGACAGCCACAGCUCUGUGCUCACCUGCGACAAGGCCAUCCUGGUGUCCAAGGCUGAGGAGUACUUGAAGACACCUCGAUCCUCUAUAGGGAUACAGGUGGAAGCAGCCACGGACUCUGAAUCUGAAAGCAAAGGUUCCCGGGAGUACCACUCUGUGGGGAUCCAGGUGGAGGACAACAAGAAAGGACAGGGCAGGUUCAAACGCUCCAACAGUGUGACUGCAGCUGUGCAGGCUGACAUGGAGCUGGAGGGUUUCCCUACCAUGGAGGACAAGGGCCUGCAGUUCGGUGGGGGCUUCCAGCGUCACUCAGAGCCCAGCACGCCCACCCAGUAUGGGGCGGUUCGAACAGUACGUACCCAGGGGCUGUUCAGCUACCGCGAGGAUUACCGUACCCCUGCAGAACCCCCCAGCCCCAGGGAGACCACCAGCGAGACCCCCUGGCAGCUGGAACCCCCCUCCCCACGGGAGAACGCGGCCUCGUCAGGCGAGUCUGGCAGGGCAUCCCCCUCUCUGAGGAGGGAUGGGAGCUGGUUCAUGCAACUGCUCCACACAGAGACCAAGAGGAUUGAGGGCUGGUGUAAGGAGAUGGAGGCAGAAGCUGAAGAGAAUGACCUGUCAGAGGACAUCCUAGGUAAAAUCCGAAGUGCAGUAGGAAGCGCUCAGUUGCUCAUGUCUCAGAAAUUCCAGCAGUUCUACUGGCUGUGUCAGCAGAACCUGGACCCCAGUGCCAUGCCGCGGCCCACUUCUCAGGACCUGGCUGGGUUCUGGGACCUACUGCAGCUCUCCAUCGAUGACGUCACCAUGAAGUUUGACCAGCUGCAGCAGAUCAAGAGCAACAACUGGAGACCAGUAGACAGCCCAGAGAAAAAGCCUCCAGCCCCCGUACCAAAGAAGACAGUUCGACAGAGGAGCAUGGUGACGAGAGAGAAAUCCCUGGACCUACCAGACAGGGGGCGGCAGGAGGCCCGUCGGCGGCUCAUGGCAGCCAAGCGGGCAGCCUCCUUCCGGCAGAACUCAGCCUCGGAGCGAGCCGACAGCAUCGAGAUCUAUAUUCCCGAGGCUCAGACUAGACUUUGAGAAGAUAGGGUCCGGGGCCGACAAGUCUCCCUGCUCCCACGUUCAAACAACUUUAAAACUAGCCUUUUUUGUAGACUGCUACUCUCUCUACUCUUCCUUUAUUCAUCUGUUGUCUGAUCUCAAUAGCCAUCCUCAGUGCCCAUCGCCAACACCAUUGGUCUGUAGGAUGUGCCAAGCCUCUUCUCCCAUUGCCAGAAUAAGUGUUAGCAGAAUUGUAUGUCUGACAUGGGUUGGUUGGGUUUCUCCUUGGUUUGCUGGUGAUCAUGAUACCCAGCCUAUAAGCUCUCUCAUUCAAUGUCCUGGAUGGGUAUGUCUGUAGUUUUUCAGCAUUUGCAAAGUGCCAUUUAAAAAGUGCAGCUUUGAAAACCUACCAGCAACCAGGCCUUUGAGCUAAAAAGAGUAAAUGAGAGAAAUUCUAUUUAUUUCCAGUUGUUCAUAAAUGGUCAAAGUUAAUAAUAAUCUUUCAGUAUUUUUAAAUAAUUUAAGGUUACAUUACGACUUCUUUUGUUUCUCUGGUCUUUUUGGGGGUAAAUGUUAAUUACAAGCUAAAUAUCACAAAAUUGUUUAAGUUCAAAAACUUUUGAAAAGUGCCAAUGCUUGAAAUACCUCAACUACGUGCAUGUGGCACUGAUCACCCAUUCAAGGUUAUUCAGGCAGCCCUUAUAAGCUCACUGGUCAGUGGUGAAGAAAUGCAGCUUUCUACUCAAUCUGGUUGUAGUCAAUUGUUUUUCUUGCGUCUGGAUUGGUGGAAGAAUGAUAUUUGUCAGCUCAUUAACAUGCACAUGUCAAAUAACUUUCCUAUACAGUAUAUCUCAUGUUCCUGUUGCCAACUUUCAAAUAUUGACAGUUACUUGAAGCUGAAUACAUGCAAGUCUUGUGCCAACAUUUUCACCAUGUUAAUGCAGUCUAAAGAACUAUGAAGGUUUGUGUAACUCCUUAGAUCAAAAUGUGUAGACAAAUGCACUUAUGCACUUAUUACAAUUCUCUCUAUUUCCAAGGGAAAUGUACAUACCCAAGUUCACAAUAGUACUGUUGUAUUUUUGAAUUGUGAGCGGGAAGAAUAGUCAUUGUGUAUAUAUUUUUCCCUCAUGUUCUUGCCUGCCCUCUCUAUUGCUAUUGACAAAUCUAGAUUUGUUGCAUACGUACAGUGGCUUGAUCACACACACACACACACACACACAAAACCACACUGCUGUGGUUUCAUCUAAUAAACUUCUCUCAGGCCCUUUCAAGUAGCGCCCUCAGCCACAGUUAAUGAGGAGUGAUAGAAAAACUGCCAAAACAUAAACAAAAUUUCUGCAUACUAGUUUCAUUAAUCCAAGAAAUGAUUAGUAAUCUUCAUAUUUCUUGAAAAGUUCUGUGUUGUUCAAAGUCUCCUACUGCAUUCACUCCCUGUAGGAAAGGCUUGGAAAAAAUGAAACAAAAGUGGGGCAAAUGCAUUCCAGAGGGAUGCAAGCAGCAAGUCCCAAAUAACUAAAACUUUGCAAGUCUGUUGAAAGGUAGUCUCACUUUGCCAGACCUUCCUUCACAGGGCUGUGGAGGAGGGUCUGGCUAGUCCACACAGCAUUUCGGGAUGGGAGAAAAACAUGCUCUGGUUAAUUGACAUUUCUUUAAAUCAAUCACAAUCGUCAUGGGCGGUACUAAGCGCCGGACAGAGCCCUGGU